Messenger RNA from Rotaria sordida, 1479 nucleotides. The record is from the annotation of a GenBank genome assembly. NCBI's taxonomy places the organism in Eukaryota, Metazoa, Rotifera, Eurotatoria, Philodinida, Philodinidae.
AUGCAUAAUAUAAUUUUUCAUCGAAAUCAUCCAAAUGAAAGAUUAUGUUUAACUCUUUGUUAUGGUAUAACAUCAAAAUCAACUAAUAAUAUUUAUAUUCAACAAGUUGAUAAAGAGAGUAUAGCAGGUCAUCAGGGUGAACUUCGAAGUGGUGAUCAAAUUAUUAAAAUAAACAAUCAUCGUGUUACAAGUCGAGACGAAGCAAUUAAUCUUGUAAAUGGUGCUUGUCAUAUUCUUUUACAAAUUGUACAUUUUCAAGUUAAUUGUCUUCCAAUAAUUCAAUCAAUACCAUUAACUGAAGAUGAUAAUGGUGUUGUUCUUGCUUGUAAUACAGAUAUUGAAACAACAAAUCAAAAAUCUUCAAAUGAAUGUAAUAAUUUAAUAAAAAGUUGUAUUAGUUUAUCAUCAUCUACAUUAAAUAAUAAUUGUUUAUAUUGUCGUCGUAUACAAUCUUAUACAGAUCAAUUUCAAUAUCGUCGUUGUUUAUCAUUAAAUGAUUUAAGAUCAUGUAUAAAACAUGAAGAAAAACAAAUUCAAUAUAAAAAACCUUUAAUUUGUUCUCAAAGUCUUUUGGGAAUAACAACAGAUAAUGAACAAAUUAUACUUAAACCAUUACCAUUUAAUAAUCAAUCACAACAAAAUUUAAUUGUUAAACGUCGAAAUGAUAGUGAUAGUAGUCAAUCAAAAUCAAAUGAUUCAUAUCAUUCUCAUUACAAUAAUAAUUAUAAUCAAUGGACAUUAAAACAUUUUCGACGUCGUUGUCGUGAACAACGUUUAAAAGAACAAUAUCAAACAACAGAUGAUAAACCAAUGAGUGAAUUAAAACAAGGUAAAUAUUGGACACGACAACAACGUAAAGAACAUUUAGCUAAAACAAAACAAUAUCGACAACGUGCAACAUUUUUUCAGCAACGUUCAAUAAUACCUUAUUCAGAUUCAGCAACAGAAGAUUUUAAUUUAUUAAAUCAUAUAUUUAUUCAAGAAAAUCAACAAGAAUUAAAUGAAAAACUAUAUUUAGCUUAUAAAUAUGGACAACAAUCAUCAAUUGAAAGAAAUCGAUUAAAACGAAUGAUUCAACAACAUUAUUUUAAUAGAAUUAAAUCUCAAUCAACUAGAAACUAUAUCAAUUUCUAUGAAUUAAGAGAAUUAUUUAUUUCAUUGUGUUUAACACGUCAAGUUGAUAAACGAACAUUAGAAAAAUAUCAAAAUGAAGCUCGUGAAAAAUCUCGAGAAUCUUGGUAUUUAUCAUGGGCAUUAGAUACAAAUGAAGAAGAAAGAGAAAAAAGGAAAACUAUUGAAGGUGGUCGAGCUUGGUUUGAAACAGAAAAAAAACAUUUUAUUAUUCUUGAUGCACCUGGUCAUAAAUGUUUUGUUCCAAAUAUGAUUGGUGGUGCAGCACAAGCUGAUAUUGCUAUUCUUGUGAUUUCAACUCGAAAAGGUGAAUUUGAAACAGGUUUUGGACGUGGUGAACAAACUUGA